Sceloporus undulatus (fence lizard) is the source of this 2844-nucleotide messenger RNA. RefSeq names its product mediator complex subunit 25 (gene MED25). Gene Ontology annotation, biological process: positive regulation of transcription by RNA polymerase II. Gene Ontology annotation, cellular component: transcription regulator complex; mediator complex. The record is from RefSeq and is a predicted model, not a curated record. The transcript has 20 exons. Lineage: Eukaryota; Metazoa; Chordata; Lepidosauria; Squamata; Phrynosomatidae. The coding region runs from base 365 to 2698 and encodes 777 amino acids.
AUUGAGCCAUAGCAGUUAAAGUGGUAUCAAACUGGAUUAUUUCUGCAGUGCACAUGCAGCCUUUUUGAGGUUUUGGGGCAGUAUUGUAUAUUCAUGUUAACAAAACCCCAAGUUCUCCCAUGAUUCCACAGAACUGGGCCAUAGCAGUUAAAGCGAUAACAAACUGCAUCAUUUCUGCAGUGCAGAUGCAACUUCUAUCCUACAAAAAUUCACAAAGUGGGGUAUGUCCUGGAUGUGGUGGAACAAUCCAGUGGGGCGGUGAGGGUCAGAGGAGGUACCAGAGGGGCAGUGAGUGGCAAAGGGGGAUGGCAGUUAAAGUAUUGGUGCACAAGAAAGACAAGGGGAACCAACAGCCUUGAGGACCAUGCUGGAGGAGAUGGUGGUGCCAACACUGGACAUGCCUGCUCAGCCUAUGGGAAUGGUUGCUGAUGUAGUCUUCGUCAUUGAGGGUACUGCCAACCUUGGGCCCUACUUUGAGUCAUUGCGGAAGCACUACCUUCUUCCUGCCAUUGAGUAUUUUAAUGGUGGUCCCCCAGCUGAAACAGACUUUGGAGGAGAUUAUGGAGGUACCCAGUACAGCCUGGUGGUAUUCAACACAGUGGAUUGCGCACCUGAGUCAUAUGUUCAAUGCCAUGCACCAACCAGCAGUGCUUAUGAAUUUGUCACAUGGCUUGACAGCAUUCAGUUUGUGGGUGGAGGCGGUGAGAGCUGCAGUCUCAUCUCGGAAGGGCUCAGCACUGCCCUGCAACUCUUCGAUGACUUCAAGAAGAUGAGAGAACAAAUAGGCCCAACACAUAAAGUCUGCAUCCUUAUCUGUAACUCCCCGCCCUAUCUGCUUCCUGCAGUGGAGAGUACCACAUACUCUGGCUAUACAACAGAGAACCUGGUGCAGAAAAUUGGCGAGCGUGGGAUCCACUUUUCCAUUAUCUCCCCACGGAAGCUGCCAGCUCUGCGUGCUCUGUUUGAGAAGGCUGUGACAGGAGGUAUGUUAGAGGCCCAGCUCAAAGACUACAGCCAGGACCCUCGGCAUAUGAUCCUCAUCCGUGGCAUGGUCCUCCCAGUAGGAGGAGGAACUACUCCCAAUACUCUGCAGCCCAAACAGGCUGUUCCCCAGCCCCAGCUUCCCCCUGUGCCAGCACAGCUCCCUGCUGCCCCACCACAAGCUAUGCCAGCAGUUUCUCAGCCAUACCAGGUGGCAUCAUCCACAACUCUAACUGCUGCCCAGGCAGCUGCUCAGUCUGCUGUGGAAGCCGCCAAGAACCAGAAAGCCCAAGGCACCCGCUUCACCCCCAUGAACCCCAUGCAGCCAGCCUUCAAUCAAGCUCCCACACAGACACUCCCAGCAGGUUCAGUCCCAGCUUUGCCUCAAAAACUCCCUGCCACUUCUCCAUCCAGCCUCGUCUCCACAGUAACCACAGGCUCUGGCCUUCUUGUUCAGCCACCCGUUCAAGCCCCUCCGCAGUCUGGUGCUUCAACCAUGCCCAGCGGUGUUCCCCCCAGCAGCAUGGCAGUGACUCAGCCGGCACAGCCACAGAUCGGAGCAACGCAGCAGUCAGUUACCAACAAGGUGAUGGCGUGGAGUGGUGUGUUGGAAUGGCAGGAGAAGCCCAAGCCAGCUUCUGUGGAUUCCAACACCAAGCUAACGCGUUCCCUGCCCUGCCAAGUAUACGUCAAUCAAGGAGAAAACUUGAAGGCUGAGCAGUGGCCCCAGAAACUCAUUAUGCAGCUGAUCCCGCAGCAGCUCUUGACAACACUGGGCCACCUGUUCCGAAACUCACGCAUGGUUCAAUUCCACUUCACCAACAAGGACCUGGAAUCAUUAAAAGGGCUCUACCGGAUCAUGGGCAAUGGAUUUCAGGCGGGCUGUGUUCACUUCCCUCACACUACUCCCUGUGAGGUGCGGGUGCUGAUGCUACUGUAUUCCUCCAAGAAGAAAAUCUUCAUGGGACUCAUUCCCUAUGAUCAGAGCGGUUUCGUCAAUGGCAUUCGGCAGGUCAUCACCAAUCACAAGCAAGUUCAACAACAAAAGCAAAUGGGGGGCUCCCAGCCCCUGGGGUCAACGCCUAACACACAGCCCUUCCUGGCAAAACAGCCUGGCACUUUACCAGUGACACAGGGAGUCCAGCAACAGAUGGGAGGGCAACAGGUGAGCCCUGGUAUGCCUCAGGUGGGGAUUAUGGAAGAGCAGCAGCGGCAGCAAGGCCUGUUGCAGCUCCGAGUGCAGCAACCUCAGCCAACAGCUCCACCCACUAGCCAGCCCCCACAAGCACCAGUCCCUCCACAGUCUGGGCCACAGACUACUCAAGGGGGUGCCAUGCUUAGACCCCAAAACCCAGGCGCCAAUCCUCAGCUCCGAAGCCUCCUCCUCAGCCAACAGCCGCCCCAAGCCGGAGUUCCUCAGUCCCAGCAGCCCCUCCACCACCUCCAGCAGGGCUCUCCAGGAAUGUUACCACACCAACCCAUGGGGCAGGCUCUGGGUCAUCAGCCUCCAGGACAACAGCAGCUCCAACUCCCUGGACAGCCUCUUAUGCACCAAGCCCCCGGACAACAGUGGCCAGCCCAGAUGGCACCACGGGCACCAUUGCAAGGUCAGAUGCUGAUGAACCCAGGUCCCCGGGGGCCUGUACCCCAGCCAGGCCUGCAGCAAGUUCCAGCCCCCAGCAUCAUGGAGGAUGACAUUCUCAGGGACCUCAUCUGACAGUGGACAAAGACCUUUCUCCAGUGUCAUUUAGUGCUGAGAUGGUUCCUAUACUGGAGAUAUGCUUCCCUUCUGGAGAAUAUUAUUGAUUUUUUCUCUGUUGUGUAUAAUAUUUUUUCCUACAUGUUAAAAAAAUGUUAUCUGCA